AUGCAAGAUUAUUCCAACGAUGAAACGUAUGUUCCUGGUGCGAGUGUUCUCGUCAUUCAUCAAAAUGUGACGAUUAUUCGACGCUCCUAUGGCUUUGCGAAUAUCGAAGCGCAAACAUAUGCGACUCCAAGAACAAAUUUUCGAUUAGCAUCAGUGACAAAGCAGUUUACUGCUGCAGCAAUACUAUUACUCAUACAGAAUGAUUAUCAAGCAAUCCAGCUAGACGAUCGAAUUCGAGAACGAUGGUUUCCCGAAUUACCCGAAGUAACAAAGGCUAUGACAGUUCGCCAUUUGCUUACUCAUACAUCUGGUUUGAUUGAUUACGAAGAUAUUAUUCCACCUGGUACUGAUCCUAAUUAUCAACUAUCCGAUGCGGAUGUUCUUAAAAUCCUUUCGACGGAGAAUCAGACAUAUUUCUCACCACCUGGCUCGAAGUAUCUUUACAGCAAUAGCGGUUACACCCUAUUGGCACUUAUUGUAGAACGAGUAUCAGGAAAAACUUUUGCAAGCUUCCUCAAAGAACAUAUCUUUCUACCGUUAGGAAUGAAUGAAACGGUAGCCUAUGAAAAAGAUGUAUCCACUGUGUCUAAUCGAGCUUUUGGUUAUAGUUACCGCAAUCAACUAUGGACUCGAACAGAUCAAAGUCAGACAAGUGCUGUUCUUGGUGAUGGUGGAAUUUAUUCAUCAAUUAAUGAUUUGGAAAAAUGGGAUGUUGCACUGUACGAUAAUCGCCUACUGAACAGCGAAUAUUUACACUUGGCGUUGACAGCAGCAGUACGAACAGAUGACCCCGGAACUCAGUAUGCGAUGGGCUGGCGUGUAAGUGGAGACAUGAUAUGGCAUUCAGGAGAAACCACUGGCUUUCGUAAUGUUAUUCUACGUUUUCCUAAACACAAUUUGACUCAUAUAAAACGAAUUGUGUGGCAAUUACCACAUGUUUCCCCAAUGACCAUUUUAACCAAUGAACAAGCAAUCUACUAUUUAUUAUCUGAGAAAGAUAUUUUAAAAGAAAUCCAAAAAAUAAAUCGAGAUGUUAGCGAAAUACUCGGUUUACAAUCAACGACACUAGUGCGUUUACUACUAAGUCAUUUCCAUUGGGAUCAAGAUCUAUUGACUGACCGCUAUUGGGACGAUCCGGAUCGAUUAUUUCUUAAAGCAAAACUGCCUAAUCCUAAUUCUUCACCAAUAGACUUGACUCCUGCAUCACCCGCGCCAAGUGAUGGAUCGGAUCCUAAUCUUGUCACGUGUAAAACUUGUUACUCAGACAAACCUCCGAACGAGUUUUACUCUUUAGCAUGUAAUCAUAAGCAUUGUUUACCAUGUUGGCGGCUAUAUCUUCAGUCAUGUUUGGCAAAUAUUACGAAUGUCAAGAAAAUUUCGUGUCCAUCGAAUUGUAAUCAAAUUGUUGAUGAUGAAGAAGCUUUGAGAUUAUUGAAACAUGACGAACGACUAACAAAACGUUAUGAACAAGUUAUGAUCAAUUCGUAUGUCGAUACCAAUCGCUUAACGAAAUGGUGUCCCGGUAAUUCCUGUUCGACUCUAGUCAGAAUCAAUUCUCACUUGACAGAUUGUGCGCAAAUGAUCUCAUGCGAUGUGUGUAAAACAACAUUUUGUUUUCAUUGCUCAAAGCAAUGGCAUGAUCCAAUUCAAUGCAGUUUGUUAGUUAAAUGGGAGAAGAAAAAUCGAGAUGAAUCAAUGACCAGUGAAUGGCUGAUCGCAAAUACUAAAGAAUGUCCAAAUUGUCAUGCAAGUAUUGAGAAGAACGGUGGUUGUAACCAUAUGACUUGUCGAAAGCCAGGAUGUGCUCAUGAAUUCUGCUGGAUAUGUUUUGGUCCUUGGAAAGAUCAUGCCACACGCCAAUGUAAUGUCUUUCGAGAAGAUGGCGUCAAUAGCAAUCAAUUAUCAGCUCGCGAAAAUCUAGCCCGGUACAUGCAUUAUUUCACUCGUUAUCAAGCACACAAUCAAUCGCUCGAAUUAGAGACAAAUCAUUCUAAUCAAGUUGAACAACGCAUCCAAGAAAUGCAAGCGGAAUCGAAAACGUUCACCGAGCAACAAGCAACAUACAAAGCAUUUGAUGUUCUUCAACAAUGCCGUCGAACAUUGAAAUAUACAUAUGCAUUUGCAUAUUAUUUGUAUCGAAACAAUCAAGCCGAAGUUUUCGAACAAAAUCAGGCUGAUCUAGAACGAGCAACCGAAGCCUUGUCCGGUUUCUUAGAGGCCGAAAUCGAUGCGGAGAAGAAUAUCUCCAUUCAAUUAAUGGAUAAAACUCGAUAUUGUGAUCAACGAAGAAAAAUCCUCAUUGAUCACUGUAAAGAAGGAUACUCCGAGCAUUACUGGGCUGGCUUGGAUGCUUAUUGA
This is a messenger RNA of Adineta ricciae, 2358 nucleotides long. Lineage: Eukaryota; Metazoa; Rotifera; Eurotatoria; Adinetida; Adinetidae. The record is from the annotation of a GenBank genome assembly.